GUGUGGUUCAUUCUGGCCGAGGGAAGUUUCUGGGAGGGUACCGCGUCGUGGCACCAAGACCCCAACCCCUCUCUUAUUUACCAACAACAGGCGUCCAUAAUAACACUGAACCGUCCUGGCAUAUCGUACCUCUCUGAAACUUCCCUACCUCGACCCAUAAAUGCUCAUAACAGCCGCCAGACAACAAAAACACGUGGGAAACCAUCCGAAAGAGUGGAGGAAGAUUGAUUUCUGGACAAAUACAUAGAAAAAAGCUCACGGAACGUCGUGGUUGUUGGCCUUCUCGAUGCAUACCCUUUACGCCAGAGGAACGAUGAAAGCUGAGAUCACCGCGGCCGUCGGAUUUCUGUCCAGGUUCCUGCGGAUAAAAGGACACGUAAACGACCGACAACUCCAGACAUUCAGCCAAAGUUUACAGGAUAUUUUGAAUGAGCAGUACAAGCACCACUGGUUCCCAGACAGGCCCUGCAAGGGCUCGGGCUACCGCUGCAUCCGCAUCAACCACAAGAUGGACCCCCUGGUAGGGCAGGCAGGCCAGCGCAUCGGCCUGACCAUCCAGCAGCUGUACCUCCUCCUGCCCAGCGAGCUCACUCUCUGGGUGGACCCGUACGAGGUGUCCUACCGCAUCGGCGAGGACGGCUCCAUCUGCGUCCUGUACGAGUCCACGCCGGUGGUGACCGUGCCGCCGCCGGUGUCUGUCACGGUGGCCCCCUCGGGGGCUGGCCCGUCCGGCCCCAUGCUGGACAGCCACAUCAGCUGCAAGGAGGAACUGAUGGUGAUGGGCCGGACCAGCCCCUCCAAAGCCUACAACAUGAUGACUGUGUCCAGUUAGGGGGGCGACGGUCGGCCCGGAGCCCCGGCCCCCGUUCAGGGUUGUCGCUGCGACCGGUCGCCGUCACUUGACUGGAUCGGACAUGGGGACGGGGUGGGUCUUUUUUUUGUUUUUAAAGCUAAAGAAAAUGAAAUAAUGAAAGGAAAAAAAAAAAAGUGAAUGAAAAGGAAAGCGGAGGAUUCGCCUAUCGUCCAUUUGAUGGAAACCACCCAUGGUUUCGUUAAAAUUUUUUGACAUUUGGUUGUUGUUUCUUUUAACCCAACCCUUCUCCACAUCCCGUCGUCAUCUCUUCUGUUGUCAUUGGAUCUGCCGGGUCUCCAUUUUGUUUUUUCUUGAAAGGCUUGGAGGCUUGGCUGUUGGGGCAGCUAAACCACCGAUUCAACACCACCACCACCGACCAGUUCGGGCCACCCUCCCCUGUCGCGACGCGGUGAUCGGCUCUUGACGCUGAUGCGCCUUUUUGUUUUUAGGUUUUUUUCCUGAACACUGAGGUCUAUCAACGUUGACUUUGCACUUUUCUUACUUGUGGUUACUAUGGGUACCAUGUUUCACCAACACCACAAAUCGCCAAAACUCGUUUGUUAUUUCUUUUGAAUUGUUAAGGACUUUCGGUCAGGAAAUGCCCUCAUGAGUAAUAAAAUUGGUAACUUUUAUUUCCGAAUCCAAAAUAAUUUUUAUUUGGUGUGUUUUCGUGUGGGGAGGGAGUGGAUCUUCAGACACGGCACCGGUUUCAGACCAAGCCAAUGUUGACAAAAAAAUGCCUUUGUAAGAACCAGUUUUUAUUUUUAUUUUUUUUAAACUAUAAAUCUUUCCUAGGACCACAUGGCAUUUGCUGUUUUUUAACCAGUGGCUGUUCUGAGUGACAGGUGUCGGUCUGAACAUCUCUUCCUCCCCCUCCUACUGAAACAUCGGCCAAUCGCACCGCGGCCGGCCUCUAUGUAAGUGCAAGUGAGAUGCUGUGCAGCGCGCCGGUGCCUAUGGAUACCAGCGUGCUGUGCAACAUGGUCACCUGUCGUCACUCGUGUGUGUGUGUGUGUGUGUGUGUGUGUGUGUUGAACGCAGCUUUGCGCUGGGGCGAUGGGCGUCAGGGCUCUGUCCCACCUCAACUUUCCCAAGAAUGUUGUUGAAAUCCACAAUCAAAAUUCCACCCGUUGUUAAUUUACUCCCUUCUCUUGCCGCGUGCGUUCCUUUGUCCUUGCCUCACCAAAUUUCAAAGUGUAGCAUAAGUGAGGCCCCCCCCCCCCCCUUAUUGACGCAAACCUGGGUCCAUCCUGUCUUUGGUCACACGACCCUGUCUGAAUUGACAUUGAAUGCACUUUGACGUUAGAUUGUGUGGGAUGUGUACUUUUUUGAGAGGAAAUCGCCUGCAUUCCAUUCACUCGAAUGUCAUCUUUUCAUGCCGUAUUACUUGCCCUUUGUUUGUAAGCUAUGCGCCCAUACUGUAGCGUCUAUGCUGGGUUUGGGGUAUGUGUAUUAAGCAGAGAGGGGGUUGGAGGUUUUUUUUACACUGUAUUUGUGAUCUCAGAUCCCUGCGGCGGCGAGUGGUUUCGGUGGUCAUCCCUUUUUGGUCAUCCCUUUCAUUGCUUGGCGCUGAUAGUAAAAGCCCACCAAGCCACGGGGCUAGGCGGCGACGCCUCCCAGUCAAACACGUGUGGAUGGUUUCGAGGGGAUGGUGGAAAGCUCAGUACUAUGUGGUGAGCGGAGUCUGGCCAAAAGGAGGUCUGGGGCACACGCCGGUGGACAUCUGCCUCCCGUUUCGUAUUUUAGAUGCAGAGCCAGGACCCGUAUUUGUUAGCGUGCAUUGGAGGUUCAUCGCCUUACGCUGACCUCUAAUGUAAUCAACCUUUUAUGAGCUUGUCUGGAUCUUCAACACGCAGGCCCCUGUGAUCCUGCCCGCUGACCUCUUCCCGAGGUGUUGCUUACAGCCAGGCCGGUCGUGGGGAUAAAGAGUGCCUCAAAUGACAUCACCCUCCCCCCUCCCCCCCCAAUACCCAGACCUCCUUGGGCGCCGAUCACCAGCCAGCACGCCGCUGGCCAACCCCCAAUCCCACCCCACCCCACGUGGAUACAGGUGGACCUAAUGUGACACAUAUCAUCUACCAGCAUCCCAGGGAGCUGGGUAAGGUAGGCGGGGAGGGGGGGGUCGGUGGCUCAGAGGCGGGGCCAGGGGCCGGACGUCCUCGUCCAGGGCAGCUACAAUCCCUCCAGCCUCCUCUCUGAGCUGGUCCGACGCCUCCUCCCUGGCCACAAGCCCUCCGCCCUCCCUGGGCGGUGGUGGGUAUUAACCAGCACACGCGCUCGGCGCACUCAGGCAGCACUGCGGGCGGGUGGGUGGGGGGUGGGGGGGGCAGGUGAAGGGCGAACAUGGGGUAACGUGGUGGUUUUAGAGAGGGUACUAGGUCUUUGUUAAUCUUUCAUCAUCUCACUGGAUUUUGCUGCGUUUUAAAUACUGGGGUUUCAGGCAGCGACCUUGUUUACACACAAAUGAAAGGAUGAGGGUCCCGGUUCCAUGCUACCGGCAUCAGACGAGGCGGCUGCAGGGGGUUUCUUUGAAGGCCGUAGCCACUGGGUGUGGGGUGUGGGGUGGGGGGUUAUCUGUCUCGACAGCUUUGGUCACUCAUCACCAGACCAAUGGGUGUUUAAGCUCCACUAAGCCCAGUAGGACCAUGGGUAAAAGCCAUGGUCACAGACACACUGCAACGCUUGGCUCCCACUCCGUUGCCCCCCCUAGGCUGGUCCUCCCUCCAGCAAUCUGUGAAAGGCAGUGAAUUUGGCCAGAUGGAUCGGGUGAUCUGGGACAGGAGCCCUGAUGUUUAGUUUCAGCGGUGGAUUUGGUUUUAAAACCCCGUUGCUCCACUGUGGCUUUUACUAUAUUCAACAAGGUGUUUUAAAAUUGGUCUAUAUUUUCAAUGCGAGAUUGUCCUCUGGUCUCAAAUUUCUCUUAAGUGUAUUUCAUGGUCACACUGGUAGAUUAUUUUUAAUUCUAAAUGUCCCCCCCCCCCCCCCUCCCCUGUUUUUGUUAAGAGGAUUUUGAGCACGGUAAUAUAGCCCACUUUUAAUUGAGCACGCUUUAAUCCAACAAAUAUGGAAAUUAAUCCAAAUGCCCACUCGGGGCUAUAGCAACCAGAAAAGGCAUUAUUUUAAGUCUUCUAUCAUAAUAAUAAUAUGGCGACCUUUCAGCCGGUGUGGACAUGGGUUUCAGACUGGUUGCCAGAGUCCUUUUGCAUAGUCGGAAGUAAAAAUAGCACAUAAAAAUGCACUAAAAUAUGUCAAGUUGAAGUUGUGUGACAUUUGUUCAGAGACGCAAGGAGUCUCAUGGAAUGUAUUGCCAAACUCAGGCCUCAGACAUUCAUAUUCUUAUGGAAAAUUGUAUGUUGAGACAUGAAAUGGGAAGGGAAUAGUCUUUUUUUUCUUUUUUUUUUGUAGUUGUCGAUCUUGUCAUCCAUGAGCUAAAUUAUUGCCACUUUCACAUUUGCAGUGUUUUACAUAUUGUAGAAUGUAUUGUAAUUGUACAAGAAAUUGUAGAGUACAUAACAUUACACAUGGGAAGUGCCAAUAAUUGCUAUCGUUAGGUGUUAAAGGUGUAUUCCUUUUUGUAUUUCAUCUUUUAACACUGAACUCUUUUUCGUAAUUGAAGCCAUUUGUGACGGGAGUGUUAGCAAGGACCAAAGUUUUGUUGGUUUAAAAAAAAUUAUAUAUACCUAUCGGUUUCCAUGAUCUGUACUCAUAGACUUAUCCUUUGUUUGUUUUUGUUCACGUACAAAACCAGAAAAUAGAAAAAAAACUGAGCUUACCCAAGAUGAAAAGUUGUUUAUCUUGUGAUCUCAUGUCAGUACAUCUUUAUUGUGUUCAUUUUCUUUUCCUUGGGUAUAUUGUGAUGAACUGCUGUAAAUUUGUACAGUUCAUGUAAAUUGAUUGUGCGGAAGUUGUACAGAUUUCUAUAUUUUGGAAGAAAACUUUUUUUUUUCUCUGUAAUAAAAAGAUUUCCUAUCUUGGCAACAUA
Messenger RNA from Gadus macrocephalus (Pacific cod), 4835 nucleotides. RefSeq names its product B-cell translocation gene 1, anti-proliferative (gene btg1). Gene Ontology annotation, biological process: negative regulation of mitotic cell cycle; negative regulation of cell population proliferation. The record is from RefSeq and is a predicted model, not a curated record. Gene Ontology annotation, cellular component: nucleus; cytoplasm. Lineage: Eukaryota; Metazoa; Chordata; Actinopteri; Gadiformes; Gadidae. The transcript is spliced from 2 exons. Bases 287 to 832 code for a protein of 181 amino acids.